AUAUUUUCUCAUCACGAUGGAUAUAAAAAUAUACGUAGAAAUUCUAUCGACUUUAUGAUAUAAAUUUUAUGAUAACCUCAAUUUAAUUUUCAUCUAUGAUUGUGUACUUACAAAGCUGAUAAUUUUUUUAAUUCUAAUGUGUAUUACUCUUCUUAUCAACAUAGUCAAUAUUAAAUAAACAUCUGAUUGUGUGGCAUAUGAAGAAAACAGUUAAGUUCACAAUCAUUUAAGUGUAUAAUAUGUAAUAAUUAUUCCAAUGUAUAAUAUUUUAACUCAGAAACUGUUUCGCGUUACCAAGGCAUCGAUAAAACGAGACUUCUUAUGGUAUCAAACGAUUAUAUCUCGAUACAUUUUAUACUCUUAUUGGAGUAAAUGUAAUACAAAAUAUAUUGCAAAUAUGUCUAUAAAAUGCUUUCAAGGGCACAAGGACAUCUAUAACGGUGUAACUAUACAUUCCAUUGAAGAACCUUGUCCCAUCACAGUGUUUUCCCAAUGUUUACAAGCUUCCUUAAAUAUCUGGUCAGAACAAAAGAAACGGACAAUAUGGUUUCAUGUGCACUUGUCGCACUCCGAAUGGAUACCAAUUUUAGUACAAAAAGGUUUCAAAUUUCAUCAUGCACGAGAAGAAUAUGUUAUGUUAUAUAACUGGUUGAACAAAGAAAUAGUUUGUAAUAUUCCACCUUAUGCUCAUACAAAUUUAGGUGUAGGAGCAUUUGUUUAUAAUGAAAAAACUUCAGAAAUUUUAGUUGUGAAGGAAAAAAAUUACAUAGGAAAUCAGUUUUGGAAACUACCAGGUGGUUAUGUCGAGCCAGGAGAAAAUAUAGAUGAAGCUGCACAAAGGGAAGUGUUAGAAGAAACAGGUGUUCAAACAAUGUUCAAAUGUCUUGUAACUUUUAGACAUGCACAUAAUGCUGCUUUCAAUUGUUCUGAUAUAUAUAUGGUAGCUUACUUAACGCCUAAUACUUUUGACAUUAUAAAGUGUCAAGUAGAGAUUACUGAAUGUCGAUGGAUAAAGAUUGAUGAGUUUUUACAACAUCCAGAAGUACAUGAAACUAAUCGUAUAUUUGCUAAAAAAAUGAUUGAAUUUUUGAAGAAUCCCAUAGGGAUUACUGCAGAACAUGGAACGCAUCCAAUUACUAAAAAACCUAUUUGUAUAUAUAGCAUAUUAAUGAAUAAAAACAUAUGUGAAUGUAAAAAAUAAAUUAAUUAUAUAAUAUCAUGACAGAAUA
Vespa mandarinia (Asian giant hornet) is the source of this 1229-nucleotide messenger RNA. RefSeq lists its product as uncharacterized. The record is from RefSeq and is a predicted model, not a curated record. NCBI's taxonomy places the organism in Eukaryota, Metazoa, Arthropoda, Insecta, Hymenoptera, Vespidae. Gene Ontology annotation, molecular function: NADH pyrophosphatase activity; ADP-ribose diphosphatase activity; NAD binding.